GCAUACAGUAUUAUUUUUCCAGACCUGUUUCCAUCACUGGACGAACAUCAUGUCCCAGAAUGCUUCACGCCACAUGCGCCGGAUACGGCGUCACCGAAGAGCCGAGUUAAAGGGUGAGGUUGUGCGUUAUGGCUAAUGCAAUAAUAAUAAUAAUAUUAUAAUAUGCCCACCGUGGGAAUACGUCCCAGCUCGGAGUUUGUUAUUUGACCCGAUAGCCCGCGGCUGAAUAAGCUGUUACUGGGUGUAGUCUGCCUUCACCUGCACCUGUUUACACGCUGAGCCAUGGAGAGAGGUGUCAGACAUCAAUAACCAGGGAUUGGAAACAUUCUAUCAUUAGAACGGCUGGCUGCCUCUACCCAAUCACCUGCUGGUACAUAUUCACAUAUCAGAUGCCCAGCUGUUACAUAGCCACAUUUAUUAACCCCUUAAGGACACAUGGCAUGUCACGAUUCCCUUUUAUUCCAGAAGUUUGGUCCUUAAGGGGUUAAAGAAAGAAAUCCUACAGAGAGGGAUCAAGAAGCCUGGGCUUACUUAUUAUUUAUACUUAGUGUUGACAUAUGUACUAUGUGUCCCCACCUGGACACACACACACACAUUGUUGUUAUUAGCAUUUAUAUAGCUGGUCAUGAUAAUAGGCAACACUUGAAAUGUGGGCACUAUAAUAAUAAUAUAUGUGUAAUAUGCUGAGGCAGAGAAGACAUGGGCACUGUAACAAUAAUAAUUAUUAUAUACGUGUAAUAUGCUGAAGCAGAGGUAAGUGUGCCAGAGCAGGAACCAUUGUACAGUGCUGCAGCACUAUUAGUUGGCGAUUGAUAAAUAGUAGUAACUACCUUGAUUUAUUAAUGGGUUUCUCUACUAUGGAAUGCUACAUACUACAGCUUAGUAUCUUUCUUUGCUUGCCUACCACUAUGAAGCAGUGAUGUCCACAAAAACAUUGCAUCUAAGUAUAGCGUGCUGAAUAUUCUUACUAUAUUCUGUGCUAACUGUCCUCUUUCUCAGAUGCUGUCAGCACGUUGAUACAGAGUCAACGAGAAAGCCAUGGAUAACCGCUUUGCAACAGCUUUGGUGAUCGGUACCAUGUUGUCUCUUCUGUCUGUGAUCUAUCUCUCAACAGCAGUGGGGACAGUGUCAUGGUAUCACUACUUUACACCGACGGUCCUUUUAAACUUAAGCGAGGGUGCAGCUACUGAGUUCAGUAGUGAUGGUGAAAAAAUAGAUGAGAAAACGUAUACUGAUGCUCUGUUUCACUGCAAUGGCAGUCUUGGUCUUUGGCAAAUAUGCAUCAAUACCCAGCACACUUCAGACCAGCAAUAUGGUAAGUACCAUCAACUGCACCUUUCUUAUCAGAGUUUGACCAUCACGUCUCUUGAGUAAUUUACUGUUUUUGAAUAUUAUCUUUAAUGUGAGCGGUGAAAAGCACUGGCAGAUAAUCCGUUUUUCCUAAACUUGCAAAUUGAGGUAUUUGAUGGGGAUUCAUAACCCUUUAAAAAAUAGAUUUAUUUUCAUGCAUGUUAUUAAUUAAAGAUACACUAUUUGCCCUCCAUGCAUUAUGGAAAUUUUGCUGCCAAUCUGCAGCUUUUAAAAAAGAUCAGGAAAAUGAUCAAAUGUCUGUCAAUUCUGACCAUUCCAUUGCUUAUGGUGAUGCCCAUGGCCAGAUCCAAUAAAAAAACCUUCACAGGCAGGGUCUUAGUCAUAUGUAGUUUGACAUUUAGCUAUAGUUUUAUUCUUUAAUAGCCAUGAAGGCUAUUACCAUUACUUAAUAGAAACUGUAUCAACUGACCUGCGUCUUUUCAUGCAUGUUAGUGCCUGCUUUACAGAUUUUUUAAUGGAUACUUUUGUCACAGCUUGUGCAGUGUAAUUAGAAUCUGGAAGAAGUGCACAAUCAGGACAGGACCUUCAAAGUCUGGGACAUUAAUUGGUGAAGGAUGGGGAAAAGGUUACGCUGUAAUGAUCAAUAUGUAAGAAAAUGGUCUGGACUAGGUUUAUUAUACAUGAAAGAUCUUUAAAUAAAAGUAGAAAAAAAAGUAACAGUGUCUUCAUGAACUGUUUUGUUCCCUCAAAGCUGAAAACUACCUGCCUACUGCAGUAUUUCAGUGGGGUAUGUAUAUGAAAUAAAAUCUAACUGUAAAAUAAAAACAUGCAGUCACAUACACUGUAUCCCUUCCCCAUAUGGAUAUUCAUGCGUGCGGAGUCUAGUGCACCUUUAAAAGAUAGCCAUCGAAGUUCCUAGUCUCUUCAGGUUCAUUCAAAUCAUGACAACAACUUAAUUGUAAUGUAACAUAACUUGGGGAAAAAAAACAGGUUGCCAUUGAAAGCUAACGCUGGUGAAGUUACUGCUUUAUAUGGAACAAACUGUAAACAAACACACUAUAACCCAAAAUGAGCACCAGUCAUAAAUAAUAAUAAAAGAGAAAAAAAGUAUAAAACUAAUUUACCCUUUAAACUCAAUGUAGAUUAUGAGAGAUCCCUCAAUAUCUUUAGAAUAAACAUCUCUUCUAAAAAGAUAAAACACAAGACAAGAGGGCCAUAAAUAGUGUAAUAAAUUACAGGACCGUAUAGGAUUUUGGGGUAUAUUGCACUUGCAAACUUUUUUUUUUUUUUUUUUUUCAUUUACCCUCAAAGAAAACAUACAUUCAUUCAUGCAUGCGUGUUUUCUUUUUGGGUAUAUCUACUAAUUGUUUAAAAUAUAAUUCUAAUGGAGUGCUCCUUUAAUAGGCUAACAGGGUUGAACUGCAGGUUUCUGACGGUGUGUUUUGCUUGGUCAUCAUGCAUCACUGUCUACUUUUCUAACCUCACCACAAGAUUUAACCUGUGUGGAUGUUCUUAAUGUGUCACAUGUACUUAAUAUUGUAUUAAUCCCUAUUUCCUACUAUUAACAUGUCACAUCUUUGCUACACUUACUUUCCCAUUUAAAACUGACAAUACCUUGUAUACCAAAACCUGCUUAAUAAAAAUGUACCACUACUAUUUAAUUACUUGUACAUUUUUAUGAUCCAACAUUUAUCUCUGCAUUACAGAAGGAUCUAAGUCACACUGUAUUGUUCUGUCAUUUUCUGAUCAAUUUUUGGAGAAAUACAAAGAACCAGGAAACCACAACACUGAUAUCGACAUAGUGCGAACGUGUAAGUAACUAUGAGUGGGUUUACUACUACAAACUACUUACUAUAUAGCUUGGACGAAAACAAGUUAAGUGACUUUUUAUACAAAAUAGACAAAUUCGUUUCAGCUGGCUUAAACAAAUCAAAUUGCUUUUUACUGUACCCCCCAAAAAAAUCAGUCUAGCCGGGAUUUACCUGUGGAGUCUUAUUUAAUAAAGACCACCGAUACAUUCAAUACAUCAUGUCACAAAGCUACAUAAUGUAUUCAUUGUAAAAUUUAGAUAUAUCAAUCAUCAUACUUACGUUCCUCUGCUGCCAUUUCCUCCGGUCCUCCCACAGUCUGUCUGUUCCCUUAUUUCAUGUGCCUCUUAUGUGACGCCAACAUGUUGUUACGCCACUCCUGGCUAUACUUCCUAGCCAGUGCUAUCAGCGUCCACUAGGGAGUUUGGAUAGCUACCACAUCGCAUAGUAUGCUUGGGAGAGCAGAAAGACUUCCUAUUUUUUUGCAAUUUUUUUAAUGCGCUCCCUUGUCACUCAAAUCGUCAGCAUAGAGUCUAUCUCAAAGAUUUGGCAGAAGUGUGAGAGAGAACUAUUUCUAAAAAAAAGUGUUUCUCCGAAUCUGUACAUUUUCUAGCUAAUCUGCCAGCACAAUGUAAAAUCUUUUUCUCUUUAAAAGUUAUAUAAGUUUAUAAGUUCUGGGGGGAAGGUUGCUCUUUAAAGGGAAUUUGAUGUGUUCAAACUAGGUGAAACGCAAUUGUGCACAAGUCUAAUACACAACAUAGUUUGAUAGAGGCCCCAAAAUUACCUAAUUUCCUACUUAAAAGCAUGUCUUUUGGUUUCAUAAAAUAAGAUAUGCAACAGAUAAUAGAAAAAAAAUACUACAAACAUUAACUUUAUGGCAUAUCAUUUUAUGAAUUCGUCUACAGGUAGGCUAACUUAUUAAGAAUACCAUCACAUAUUUCAAAGAAAAUGUAACAGACUGCACAUUUUGGCUAGUAUUUUUAGUCCUAUUUUAUUUGUUGUAUAAAGUAUUGAGACAGAAUAAUUUAUUUUCUCUCAGACCUGUGGCGCUGUCAGUUUUUGCUUCCAUUGGUGGCACUUGGACUUAUAUUUUUUGGUGCCAUUGUUGGAUUUGCUGGCUGUGUGUGUCGGAGUCUGUACCCAGCCCUUGGCACAGGGACUCUUCACUUACUGGCUGGUGAGUAUAUACGAGUUCAGCUUAGCUCCCUUAUGUUUCUAUUUCUUCCUGUAUCUGAUGCUGCCUAUUAUUGUGUUCUCUGUGCCCAUUCCUUUACUGCUUUCUUGGUGUAUCACAAUUUCUUUUUUUUUUCUUCACACGACCUGAACUCUUAUUGUGUUUUCUCUCUCUCACAUCCUUGGUCCCGUCACAUCCUUUUUCCUGCAGGUGUGUGCACACUGGGCUCGGUUCUUUGUUUCUCCCAAGGGGUUCGGAUGCUGCAGGAAAAAAUGCCCCUUCCAUCAGGGAUACGGGGAGAGUACGGCUGGUCUUUCUGUUUGGCUUGUGUCUCCUCACCCCUGCAGAUCAUGGCUGGAGCACUUUUCUUGUGGGCAUCUCGAGCUAGCCGUCGAGAAUACUCUUUAAUGAAAGCUUACCGUGUAGCAUGAGUGGACAGAUACAUGGAAUCUUGGUAGUGGGAGACUUGCAAACAUUUUGCUGUAUAUGUGGGUUUUGAAAUACACAUAGGUGGCAGAUAUUUUGGCUUGUCAGCGAUAUUUAUAUGUUUUGAAUACAGCAGAAACUUCCUACGGUGCAGCAGCUAUUUAUUAAUGAUUUAGAUCAGUGCUGUCCAACAUCUUUGUUGUAGAGUUUGGAUUUCUUUUGGCUUACAUUGACUCAUUACAAAUAUUCAACACCCUGCCCUGGUCUGAUUUCCUUAGCUUUCCUCGUAAUCAGUGGUGGCUGGUGACAUUUUAAAUUGGUGGGGCGCCAGACUGACUAGACAUAUGCAUUUGACUCUGCUCAUAUAUAUAUAUAUAUAUAUAUAUAUAU
Messenger RNA from Pelobates cultripes (western spadefoot toad), 5109 nucleotides. The record is from the annotation of a GenBank genome assembly. NCBI's taxonomy places the organism in Eukaryota, Metazoa, Chordata, Amphibia, Anura, Pelobatidae.